AGCUCUCGCACGCUGUAAUACCCAAACUAAGCAGCUAGCCGGUCAUCCAAUUCAACAGCAGCUCUCACCUCAGAGGACAGCUAGUGUCAGCGAGGCGCUCCGGAGUUUAGCAGCCGACAAAAAAAAGGGACGCAGCAAAGAUGUCUAAAGACACGGAAGGGAAGAGCGAGAAAAUCAUGGAUUUGGAGAGCAAGGUGUUGUGGUACCCGGACUCCAAGAAGAACACACAGAUGGAUAAAUUCAGGAUACAGGUCAACGGGGACUAUGGACUUAAUCUGGGUAACUACAAUGACCUGUACCAGUGGUCGGUGGACAGCUAUGCAGAGUUCUGGGCGGAGGUGUGGCGCUUCUGUGGAGUAGUCAGCUCCAAAACAUACGAAGAGGUAGUGGAUGUAACCAAACGGAUCUCAGAUGUCCCAGAGUGGUUUAAAGGGGCUCGGCUCAACUACGCAGAGAACCUGCUCAAACAUCCACACCAGGAUAAAGUGGCCCUCUAUGCUGCAACGGAGGCAAAUGAUGAGAUCGCCAAGGUGACGUACGGGGAGCUGAGGCGUGAUGUGGCGCUGUUUGCUGCAGCCAUGAGGAAGAUGGGAGUCCAGACAGGAGACAGGGUUGUGGGCUACCUGCCCAAUGGUAUCCAUGCAGUGGAGGCUAUGUUAGCAGCUGCCAGCAUCGGAGCCAUUUGGAGCUCUACGUCUGUCGACUUUGGAGUCAAUGGCGUCCUUGACAGGUUUUCUCAAAUCCAGCCAAAACUGAUCUUCUCUGUCGCGGCAGUGGUUUACAACGGCAAAACACACGACCACAUGGAAAAGCUGACCAGUGUUGUCAAAGGUCUGCCUGACUUGAAGAAGGUAGUGGUGAUUCCCUAUGCUCGCUCCGAACACGAGACGGACCUCUCCAAGAUCCCCAAUAGUAUAUUUAUAGAUGAUUUCCUGGCAACUGGGCGUGGUGAGGGUGACCAGUUUCCUCAGCUGGAGUUCGAGCAGCUUCCAUUUAAUCAUCCUCUGUUCAUCAUGUACUCCUCUGGAACCACAGGAGCUCCCAAAUGUAUGGUCCACUCUGCUGGGGGCACGCUCAUUCAACAUUUGAAAGAACACAUUCUCCAUGGCAAUAUGACCAGCAGUGAUGUCAUCAUUUACUACACCACGACUGGCUGGAUGAUGUGGAAUUGGCUGGUGUCUGCUCUGGCAGUGGGAGCUUCAGUGGUUUUAUAUGACGGUUCACCACUAAUGCCCACACCCAAUGUACUGUGGAACCUCACAGACCAGCUGGGCAUCACUAUCUUUGGUACCGGGGCCAAGUGGCUGUCAGUGCUGCAGGAGAGGAACCUGAAACCCGGGGAAACGCAUAACCUCCAGUCUCUCCACACCAUCCUGUCUACUGGUUCUCCUCUCAAACCCCAGAGCUACGACUACGUCUACCGAUGCAUCAAGAGUAACGUGCUGCUGGGCUCCAUCUCAGGCGGCACUGACAUAGUGUCAUGUUUUAUGGGUCAGAACCCAGCAGUUCCAGUGUAUCGGGGUGAGAUCCAAACAAGAAAUCUUGGCAUGGCUGUGGAAGCGUGGGACAUUAAUGGUAAGCCUGUAUGGGCAGAGAGCGGGGAGCUGGUCUGCUUGAAGCCAAUCCCCUGCCAGCCUACACACUUCUGGAAUGACGAGAAUGGGAGCAAAUACCAUAAAGCGUACUUUUCUACAUUUCCUGGUGUGUGGGCCCACGGAGACUACUGUAAAAUCAACCCAAAGACUGGAGGCAUUGUCAUGCAGGGCAGAAGUGACGGGACGUUGAACCCCAAUGGAGUCCGUUUUGGCAGCUCGGAGAUCUACAACAUUGUGGAAGCGUUCGAGGAAGUGUCAGACAGUCUUUGUGUUCCUCAGUACAACGCUGAUGGAGAAGAGCGAGUUAUUCUCUUUUUAAAGAUGGCACCUGGAAAGCCCUUCAGCCAGGAGUUGGUGGCAAAGAUUAAAGGAGCCAUUAGAAAAGCUCUGUCUGCCCGUCACGUACCUGCCCUGCUGCUGGAGACCAGAGACAUUCCUUACACCAUCAGCGGGAAGAAGGUGGAGGUGGCUGUGAAACAAGUGGUCGCUGGUCGGGAGGUGCUGCAAAGAGGAGCUUUCUCCAAUCCUGAUUCACUUGACCUCUACAAGAACAUUCCUGAACUGCAAAACUACUAAAGAGGGAGCAUCACAGAACUGGACAAAGAACAAAAGAGAACCACUUGACAAGAAUUCAAAUUAGUUUUUAAAUGAACUUUUUAUUCAAAUAUACUGGUACAGGGAGAUGUGCAUUACAGGUGCUGUUCUCAGAGGUACCUUCAGCUUUGUACAGGGCAUAAAAGAGGAAACACGUCUAUAGUCAAAAUAAUACAAAAAUGACAUGAAAAUUAUGUAUGUAUAUAAUAACAAUAAGUCUAUGGUAUCAAGCAGACCAGACACUUUACACACAUGAGCUGCUCUGUUCCAUAGGCCAGCUUGCAAUCAAGUGAUGAAGCAGCCGCUCUUAAAAAGGCUAAAAUGUUGUGAAAGUAAAUGUGAACUGAAUUAAUCUUUUGGAUGUAACAUUAUGUUGCACAGCAGCUCUCUUGAAUACAACACUGCCAACAGAGAGAAGUGAAAUUUAGCAUCAAGCGCUUUGCUUUGGCUUCCCAGUCUGAUUGGUAUCAACCAGUGAAGAACCAUAUCUCUCUGUGUCACCUGGUUCUGAGUGGGUCCUCGAGUAAAAAUCCAUGGAAGUGUGCAGAUAAACACACACAAAGAUUGGGGAUGAACACCUCAGCUCAUAUCACCAUAUCAUGCUAUGUGGUGUGUACUGCUUUAUUAAAUGUAUAUAAAUAUAUAAACAUAUAUAUAUAUUUUUUGGACUGUGGAAUUACGUUAACAUGAAUAUGCGUUUAAAGAUAUUGACCCAAACCUGUUAACCAAAGUAAGUCACAGAUUUUUAGUUGUAACUUAUUAGGAGACUGGUCAAAAUGAGCCGUGGAUGGAGCUAAACUUGUUGAACUUUUGUCCUAACCUGAAAAAGCUAAUGAUCUCUUACGUAUCACAUGCUCACAUCCUAACCCUCAUAUGAUUUUUUGACCGUUGGUUCAAUUUCAUUCCGCCCAACACAUCAAGGCAUGAACUGAUGUAAUGUCAUUUCUCUUGAAGGGAAGGUUUUUUUUAGUCACAUUUGCUCAUUCCUUAUUAAUCAAGCAAUUGUAUAAAUAAGUCAGUCAAGAUCAAGAUUGUGAUUUGAAAGUGAGCAAAUGUUCAUUUCACCACAAAAGCCUGUAUUUAUUAGUUCUGUAUCUAUGUUCCAUGUUUGUCAAAGUGUUCUCUUCAAAUAGCUACAGUAUCGCUUUGUACAUGGAACAAGUUGAACAGUCUGAAGGCAAAUUAAUGCAAUUAAAGAUGAACUGCAGUGUUUUUGCUCAAUCGUAGCGCUAUUGAGCAAAAUGGGAACAAUAACACGAACAAAAGACAAAUGUUGGGAUAAAAAAGAUCAGAUCAAGUCUGUGAAGAAUAUCAGUGAAGCAUUUGAUCUUCUGGAAAAGUUGGAGAAAGAUUUUCACACUAAUGUAGCCUUUUUUUCUUACUGGACUUCUGUGUUGUAUUAGAUUCUGAUUAAUUUCCUUUUGAUUCAAUCUCUGUCAGUUGUUUCUGUUACGAUAAUAUCAGACAUGUUUAAAACUAUGAAUGUAAAUAAAUCACUGGGGAAACUCUGGAGUUCAUCUUUAAUGUAAAAGUCACUGCUUAUAUUGGAGUGAAUUUCCUCCUUUAAAGGUACCCUGUGGAGUUUUAGACCACUAUGGAUAAUGUUUUGAUGAGUGGGCCCUGUUUAGUUUCUGACUCAUAUUUCAAUACUUUGGUGAGAAGCACUGAAUGUAAACAGAAAUUUGUUGUUUAGAAGAAAACUCCACAGGAUACCUUUUUAGACGUCUCAAAGAUGCACAGGUUUUCAAUCAUUGUACAUUGCACUUUAGUACUGUAAAUGCGAUAUUGUCCAUGGUGAUGCUGGUGAACUUUGGUAUAUCUGCCAUUCCAUUCUGUAGCAUGCAUGGAGAUUACGCAGUUUUUUUGUGCACCAAACUUGUCUUCUAUAAGGCUGCAGGUUUGAAAGUAAAGUUCUUGGGUUUAUCACAUGUCAAAAAAAACAAAAAAAUCUGUUAAUUCUGUAAGGUACUUCUCAAGUAAAUCAACCAUUUAAUUUAUACUUGUUUUGGUGUUACAAGAAAAUGUAAUGAAUCAGAUGUUUCGUUGAUCAUUUUUACAACCGAUAAUUUCCUCUUUGACACAACAUGAUGGUCAUUCUCUGCUGUAGAUCUAGUUCAUGCUGAAGUUGACAGAGUCAUGAUUGGAUGUGAAGUUUACUCAUUUUUCUGUUUUUCAGAAACCACUUCAGUGUUAGAAACUAAUUUAGCUAUAGAGAUAGACAGUCAGACAGAUGAUUGGACAUUCUUCACUGUCCACAAAGGGAAAUUAAGUUUUCUAAGGUCAGUACCAUACUAACAAAGAAGAGUAUAAAUAAAUAAAUAAAACAAAAAUCAGAGUUCAAAACAGGAGGUGUGAUUCCAAGAGAAAGGAUUUUAAAAGAAAAGCUAUUUAUUUUACUUAAUCUGGAAAUGUGUGUCUGUGUGUGCACAAGCAUGCCUGCAUGGUAAUAGAUCCAGUUCUGGAUCUUGAGUCCCUUGCUCUUUUCACUGUCCUCCUGUUUAUAGAGCUGCUGGAGGGUUGAGCAUUGCUGCCCACAAAGUUUGGACCCUAAGGUGAUCACCCUUUGCAGUUUGGCGUUAUUGGUUUCUGAGAGUCCCUCAUACAAAGCCAGAAAACAAAAGGUGAGGAGGCUCUCCACAUGGCAGACAUAAAAGCUGUGGAGGAUGUUAGGGGUUGCUGCCAGAUCCCUCAGCUGCCGUAGGAGGUAGAUUCGCUGCU
This is a messenger RNA of Scomber japonicus (chub mackerel), 4907 nucleotides long. RefSeq names its product acetoacetyl-CoA synthetase (gene aacs). Gene Ontology annotation, cellular component: cytosol. The record is from RefSeq and is a predicted model, not a curated record. The transcript has 18 exons. NCBI's taxonomy places the organism in Eukaryota, Metazoa, Chordata, Actinopteri, Scombriformes, Scombridae. Gene Ontology annotation, molecular function: acetoacetate-CoA ligase activity. The coding region runs from base 141 to 2171 and encodes 676 amino acids. Gene Ontology annotation, biological process: positive regulation of insulin secretion; lipid metabolic process.